AUGAAAAUGCGCGUGCAGCAAUCCCACCCGAAGGCUUACAAAGCCAUACUAAACCAACAUUACGUAGACGAUUACAUUGACAGUUUUUCCACCGAGAUAGAAGCUAAAGAGACUACCAAGCAAGUCAUCACUGUCCAAGAUCAGGCUAGCUUCUUCAUACGCAAUUUUAUCAGCAAUUCGGAAUGCUUGCUAAGUGCGAUCCCCUCUGAAAGACGACAAAGUGGUGAAUCAGUUGUCUUUUUCGAAGAAAAACACGGCGCGUAUAACAAGAUACUCGGAGUGCAUUGGAACAUCGUAUCCGACUGUUUAGGGUACAACAUCAAACAUGAUAACAUCCGCACCGAUCUCUUGCCCAAUCAGAACCCGACGAAAAGAGAGGUACUAAGCUUCGUUAUAAGCAUCUACGAUCCCUUAGGUCUGCUUAGUUACAUAACCAUUCAAGGAAGAAUAUUGCUACGAUCGCUACACAGAGCAAUGACCGAUUGGGAUGAACGUAUACCUGAAGAUCUUGGAGUUAAAUGGCGUGAAUGGUUGAUUCUAGUGAAAGAGGCAAAUCGAUUCGAAGUCUCACGAUGCGUCAUACCGACGAAAACACAAUCAAUCGAACUGCACACGUUCGUAGACGCAUCGGAAGAAGCAUUCGCGGCGUGCGUGUACCUCAGAAGCUUCAACGGACAAAAGUACACGACGCAUUUACUUGCUGCAAAAGCGCGAGUGGCUCCUUUAAAAAACUUAUCUAUCCCGAGACUCGAGCUGCAGGCAGCCGUGCUGGGAGUGCGACUCACACAUUUGGUGAAACAGGAGCUACGAGUAACGAUUGAAAAGACGACUUACUGGAGUGAUUCACAAGCGGUACUAGGGUGGAUCGUGAACCGCAAAAGAAAGUACCAUCAGUUUGUCGCCCAUCGAGCCAGCGAAAUACUCGAGACUUCUGCCAUGGAUCAGUGGCGAUGGGUGCCCACUAAAAAAAAUCCCGCCGACCGAGCGACGAAGAUAACGGCGACUGAUGAUGUGUGGAAGCAUGGCCCAUCGUUUUUACUGCAACAGGAAACCAUGUGGCCACAGGCCCGCAUAAAGCCUACAGCAGAAGAGGAACGCGUUACGCACCAUUUUGAAGAACGUAAGCUGCUGAACGAGAACUACUACUCAGACUGGAGGAAGUUAGUGCGGCAUGGAGUAAUUCUUCGAAAGUUUGUCCUUUGUAUCUAA
This is a messenger RNA of Anopheles marshallii, 1209 nucleotides long. RefSeq lists its product as uncharacterized. The transcript has a single exon. Lineage: Eukaryota; Metazoa; Arthropoda; Insecta; Diptera; Culicidae. The record is from RefSeq and is a predicted model, not a curated record. The coding region runs from base 1 to 1209 and encodes 402 amino acids.